GCAGCAAGAGGCAGCGCGCGCUGCGCCGGGGAGCCCGCGCGCACAGCCACUUUCCCGCCUCCCUCCUCCUCGGGCUCUUGUCACGCCUCGCGCUCCUGCCUCAGGAGAGAGGAGCAGAGGGCUGACGGGGUGCGUCGGAAUUGAGGGGGGGAAACACCACCAUACGCCGCCACGCCACCUCCGCUGAGCCGCAGCAGCGCUUACCAAGCGGCGCUCCGAGCGGCGGGAGAGGAAGCGAGCGGCGGCGUGAGGCGAGGGAGGCGGCUGCGGGCUGCUAUUCCAGCGGAUCUUGUUUUGGAACCGAACGUGUCUUGGGAGACUCCUGCUGCUGCGCUCCAGCACACAAUAGGUUCCCUUGCACACGGAAUCAGUUCAGUCACACAUUGAUUAACCCAAGAUGGAUGGAGCUUACAAGAUGGAAGAUAAUACUUCAUUAGUGAGAGGGGCUCAGGACAUUGCCAAGGUAGUCAAGAAACAGACAGGGAGGAAGGGGAAUGCAACUGUAGAGAAAGCUCAAGACGAGUAUACGGAAAGAUCUUACAAUAGAUUCCAAGGCAGAGAAGAUGAUGAAUACUAUACACAAGAAGGAAAUUACGGUGGGGAGGCGAAUGAAGAUGAAGGAUCAAGUGAAGCGACUGAAGGGCAUGAUGAAGAUGAUGAGAUUUAUGAGGGGGAAUAUCAGGGAAUCCCAAAUGCGACCCAGGACAAGGAUGGGAUCGGAGCCUUAGGUCAGCCUGUACGAGAUGACUACAAAGAUCGUCUUGAACUGGAAACGGAGAGAAAAGCUGAUGAAGAAGAAUUGGCACAGCAGUAUGAGCUCAUCAUUCAGGAAUGUGGGCAUGGACGUUUUCAGUGGGCCCUCUUCUUUGUUCUUGGGAUGGCGCUAAUGGCUGACGGGGUGGAAGUUUUUGUGGUUGGAUUUGUAUUGCCCAGUGCUGAGACAGACAUGUGUAUCCCUAAUUCUGGAUCAGGAUGGCUUGGUAGCAUAGUAUACCUUGGGAUGAUGGUGGGGGCAUUCUUCUGGGGAGGCUUGGCAGACAAGGUGGGAAGGAGACAGUCUCUUCUCAUAUGUAUGUCUGUCAAUGGAUUCUUUGCCUUCCUUUCAUCAUUUGUCCAGGGCUAUGGCUUCUUUCUCUUCUGUCGUUUACUUUCUGGAUUUGGGAUUGGAGGAGCUGUUCCAGUUGUAUUCUCCUAUUUUGCUGAAGUUCUCGCUCGAGAAAAACGUGGAGAACACUUAAGUUGGCUUUGCAUGUUUUGGAUGAUUGGGGGCAUCUAUGCAUCCGCCAUGGCCUGGGCAAUCAUCCCUCACUACGGAUGGAGUUUCAGCAUGGGAUCUGCUUACCAGUUUCACAGCUGGCGAGUGUUUGUUAUUAUGUGUGCUUUGCCCUGUGUUUCCGCUGUGGUGGCACUUACUUUCAUGCCAGAAAGUCCAAGGUUCUUGCUUGAGGUUGGGAAACAUGAUGAAGCUUGGAUGAUUCUCAAACAAAUUCAUGAUACAAACAUGAGAGCCCGUGGUCAGCCUGAAAAAGUUUUCACAGUUAACAGGAUAAAAACUCCCAAGCAAAUAGAUGAGUUUAUAGAAAUAGAAAGCGAUACAGGAACCUGGUACAAGCGGUGCUAUGUCAGAGUGCGUACAGAGCUGGAUGGGAUUUGGUCAACUUUUAUGAAGUGUUUCACUUAUCCCGUCAAGGACAGUACGACCAAACUUGCAGUAGUAUGGUUUACUCUUUCUUUUGGAUACUAUGGAUUGUCAGUCUGGUUUCCAGAUGUGAUUAAGCAUCUACAAGCAGAUGAGUAUGCUUCUAGAAGGAAGAGUUUUGGAAAUGAGAUAAUAAAAGACUUUGACUUCAACUUUACUUUGGAAAAUCAGAUCCACUACAAUGGAACAUUCAUCAAUGACAGGUUCACAAUGAUGAAAUUCAAAGCGGUUACAUUUCAAGAUACUCUCUUUAAGACCUGUUAUUUUGAAGAUGUUACUACGCUGAAUACGUAUUUCAGGAACUGCACUUUUGUGGGGAACAUUUUCUUCAACACAGAUCUUGAACCAUAUAAAUAUCCUGGCAGUGAAUUUAUAAACUGCACAUUCAUUCACAACAAGACAGGAUGUCAAAUAUCCUUUGACGAUGAUUACAGUGCCUAUUGGAUUUACUUUGUUAAUUUCCUGGGGACUUUAGCUGUACUACCAGGGAAUAUCGUCUCUGCUCUUCUGAUGGACAGAAUUGGGCGUUUAACAAUGUUAGGUGGUUCUAUGAUUCUUUCUGGAAUUAGCUGCUUUUUCCUGUGGUUUGGUACAAGUGAAUCCAUGAUGAUAGGCAUGCUGUGUCUGUACAACGGCCUCACCAUCUCGGCAUGGAACUCCCUUGAUGUCAUCACUGUGGAGCUUUAUCCUUCAGACAGGAGGGCAACAGGCUUUGGCUUUUUAAAUGCGCUAUGCAAAGCAGCAGCUGUCCUUGGAAACCUUAUAUUUGGUUCUUUCGUUAUCAUCACCAAAUCAAUUCCUAUUCUCAUGGCUUCCUCGGUUCUAGUAUGUGGAGGCUUGGUAGGACUUCGGCUCCCAGACACCAGAACCCAAGUGCUGAUGUAACUUGGGAAGGAUUGUGGAUUAAAAGCCAUUUCCAGUUUGUUUUCCUCCCUUUCCAAGUAUCAGAUCUCCUGGCUGGAUGGGCAAAGGCUUCAGAUUCUCAGUGCAUGGAAGGUGACUGUAUAGCAGAACUCCCACUCACAUAAUGAAAUCACUGUAACAGAUUUAAGCCCUUUUCCAAGGUGCUUCUUCAUUCAUUCAACACACGAAAGGGGGGACCAGUACCCUGCCUGCUUGCCCCACCCACUCCACCCUCUGACUCUCACAACAUUCAGCAGAAGUCUGGAGGAGGAAGCCUCCAUCGAUAGUCUGCUCUGUGUGAUUGAAUACCACCCUCUAGUUGUACAGGAUUCCCAAGUACUUUUAGCUGUGUGCAUAGUGGCUCACCCUUCAUAUAUUUGCUAAAUGUAUGAAGGGUGGAUCUGGCAUGCGCAUCUUGACAUUGGGGGCGGGUCAAGCAGGCAUGCCCCCGCUUUCUCCUCUACUUUUGAAGAGGGCUAUUGUUCAGCCUUUAUAAAUUGUACAUGGCCCCUUGUAUUUCAGGCUAAAAGGGCAAUUCAGUGAAGAAUUAGUCGCCUUGACCUCAGCUGAACAACGCUAGGGUAAGAAUUAUGUGAAUUGCCCCAUUAGGAGUUGCUUGUUUCCAGUCGAUCUAUUUUAAGUGAUUUAAGAGGACAGAUUGCUGAAACAAAUCAAUAGUUCAUAUGUGACAGUUUUCCUACAACAAGGUCAUCUCUGAAUAGGAAAAAAAAGUGUUUUGGAAUGAAUGUUUGGUUUGCUCUUGAGUACGGGGCAUAGGGAAAAUGUCACAUCUAAAAUAGCUUUUAAAACUACAACAUGAAACUAUCCCUGUGCCAAAAAGCCACACAAGUGAAUAUUACUAUUUUUAAUUAAGUUGAUAAUCAGUAGAAACGUCAAGGCUUUUCUUAGUAGUAUACGUUAAUCUAACUUGCAUCAGGAGAUACAACAUAAAAUGGAACAGGCUGCAUGACUGUACUUCAGCACAUAUUUCCUGCUUUCUUAGAAUAAGGGGUUUUUUGGGGGGGGGAAAUGGCAUUGCCACUUUCAUAAGAAACCAUUUUUAUGCAAAUUCAGGCUGGGCACAAACUGCCUGUUGCUGUUCAAUCUGUUAACUAUCUAAUAACUUACUACAUUAUCACAGCUGAGCUCCUCACAGGAAAGUAAGGAAAAAGUGUAAUAACAGAAAUGUUUUCUGGAUGUGCCAUGCUCCUCAAAUGAUGUUAAGAGUUUCUAUAAAAUUGCACUACAUGGAAACAUUGCCCCCUUUCCCAUUUUGGAAGCAAUCAAACAAAUAAUUGCAAUUUUAAAUUGGGUGACUACAUUUUUUUUUCUUGGCCAGGUGGCUUUACAAAUUUCUUGGGAAAGGAAAGGCCAUCAUUCUCAACUGUCCCAUCAUCUUGCAGUUGAUUCGCUGCAGUAAUACUUCCUCCCUGCUUGGACAACACAGGAGUGAUUGCAACCUGAGCUAGGCAGAAGCUACAAAAUAAAAGACUCUGUCGCACCAAUGUCCUGGUGGUGACCGUCUUCAUAUGUCACUAUAAGCCAGAGUACAUCAUACUGUGACUGUAUUGGCUUCUGAAGAGAAGCUUAGAUCCCCUCUGCUCUUCCCUGGGCUUGUUAGCUCAGCCUGGUGACGUAGUGGUGAAGCCUGGGAUUAUAGUUAUGGCCCUUCUUCCUUAACCAUGGUUAAGGUUAACCAUGGUUAACGACAGUAAACAUAGGAUAAACCUUUUUUACAGAUAGUGCUUAAAGAGAAGCUUUAAACCUUGGUUAAGCUGCUGUACCACAUUGAACUAAAAAGUGCAAGAAGGAGCAAAGCAGCUGCAAUCUCCUCCUUGGGAGCCAGCAUGUUCACAGUAAGUCAUGGUUUGGCUCAGUGUGAUGUGCAAACACAGCCAAAGCCAUAGUCCUCCUGCAAGAUACGGAUUAAACCAAUGGAAAAGAGACAAAAGUGAGCAGGCCCCACACUGAAAAAAUACUCUACUUUCCCCCUCUACUGCAGAAUGCCCUUUGCCCAACUGCCAACCCAUCUCUAAACUCAUAAUCACAUAUUUCCAAAGAAACACAUAAGGCAUAAUCCAGAAAAAAAUGUAUGCUUGCCUUAACUAUGUGCUUCAUUCCAAAUGACUUUGGUGGGAUUUACAAUAGUUUUACUUUUUCUGGAUUGGCCCCAUCAUGUUUACAUAUCCACGAUUUUCUUCUAAGUAGGUAUUAAUGUUCUAAUAUUAAUUUAAGCACAGAAUUAUUGUUUUAGCUGUAUUUCGGGCUUUUCAAGUGCUUCAAAGUUCAUAUUGAGUUUUGUGAUUAUUUCCAUCUUAUCACAGCUCUUCAUGUUAGUUUAGGUUUUGUUUUUUGUUUUUUUUAAAAAGCCUUUUAUCUUUUACAGUUUUCUUUUCAUUUGGAGGGGAGGAACGUUUUAACAAUGCUCUCUUAGUCAUUAGGGACCUUCGUUAAGACUUCUAAGAUUGAAAUCUGAAGCCUCUGUACAGAUUGGGAGUGAUGAUCAACUGCCAGCUGUAAAUCAUGCUUUUGACAUGCACUGUCCACUUAAAUUGAUGUGGUAUUUUGUCUGCUGCCUUCAUGAAUGUAAUCACUGAAAAAAAUCUAGAGCCAUAACUAAGCUUUAGAAGGGGGGUGGGGGUGGGGAGAGAUAAGUAAGCACCAGCUCGAAAGCAGGGCCACCAGGACAAAAUCUCAUUACUGUUGUCAUUGUGUUACUUUCUCAGAAUCUAAUAAUAUUUUGAAAACAGAUGUCAUUCUUAUUCAGGAUGUAGCUUUGGCAGAAUGUAGACAGUAAGAGUAAAGACAGUUUUAAGAUAUGAAGAGGAAAGUUAACAGAAAUGGCCAAAGGCAUAUGUAUUCAUUUUGUAUGAAUUGUGUGAUGCAUGAUACUGGCAGAUCGGUUUCAUCUCUGUACCCGUGUUUUCCCACUUCCCUACAUGACUGGGUAAUACAGGACUCGGCCCUACCAUUAGGCAAAGUGAGACAGCCACCUCAGGCAGCAGAUGGUUGGGGGAGGAGUGGUCAGGCAGAUGUAAUGACAUGUUGCAGCUGUGUGCGCCACUGCACCUUCCAACCUGUUUUUCUACCCUACAGUGUAGUGGUGUCCUGUUCCCCGGGUUGAAGGAAGAUUCAGCAACCAUUCUGGUCAGUUCUGGUACAUCUCAUCCUUUGCCUCAGGCAGCAACAUGUCUUGGGCCAACCCUGGGGGGAAAAUGUCUAAAGUGUAAAAGAGAAUGUAAAGUGAGAGUUAAGGACAUAAUCUGAGUUGGCAGAGGAAGAGUUAGAAAACGCUGGGAGGGGGAUAGUGCACCACUGCCGCACAUUACAUUUGAAACACAAAAUGGAGAAGAGAAAACAAUCCAGCCGGAUGCAAGGCUGUGGCUUAGAUGCAGAUGUUUAGUUGCUAAUAUUAGCUCUUCAACAGUACAGAUGCUAUACAUGGAAUAAGUAAAACCAAAUUUGCUUGAGCUGUGCUUCCCACUUUCACAUAGUCCUUAUCAUUCAGUUCAUAAAAAUCCUGAACAAUCAGAACGGUUUAUAUCUCGGUGCCACGUGCCAGUUCAUAACUCGCAUGCACUAUGUUGGAGGCGCACACCUUCACACAAGUGUAAACAAGUGUGAAGCAAGGAUGCACAAAUGGCUGCCAUGUCUUUCCACUUUUGCUGUGUAAUAUACAAAAAGCCUAUGAGUCUUGAAUCUUUCUUGUAGGGUGAGUUGCAGAUUAUGUAGAUGUGCAUCCGACUGCAAGGAAGAUGUGUGAUGUGCUAUUUUUCACGUUAAACCAGAAGUCAGAAAAUAGGGACCACAUGUCAGCUGUGCUUCAGCUCCUCUAGAAUGCAGCAUGCAAGAAUACUUUUAGGGGGGAAAGCAAUUCUGUAAAUAGAGCCUUAAAAGGUUUGCCUUUCUUUAUAUUGCAACACUGUUUCAGACACAUGUUCAAUUUUUCAUGAACAGCUUGUCAAUCCUCCUUUGAAGUGCUGCUGCCUAAUCGGUCAUCCUUCUGUCUUGUGCUAUAUAUAGCUAAAACACCCCGUUUUCACCAUGUGUAAUUAUAGGUAUAUUUUCUGUUGGGGAAAUAUUGCUGUGCUUAGUCCCAGGAAGAAGUACCAGCAAAUCUUAGUCUGUUAUAUUCACCUGGUUUCCUCUCCAAACUCAAAGUGAAGGCGGAUUACAAAGAAUCUCAAUAUUCUCCUCUUACUUGGUGCAGAACCACAUAAGAACACAGGAACCACUUUUCUAAUGGCCUGCUUAUUCUGAAGCCAAUUGGUAUGAAAUCUGUGUUGCAACAUUAUAAGGCAUUUUUUGUUUUAAUUAUCACUUGGAAAUCCCCCUGCAUUAAGUGAGUGCACAUUACCACUCUUCAGUAGUUAUGCUUUCCAGCUACUGCGGUAGAAGACACUUGUCCCUUUCUGCCUACUGUAGCUGUAGUAGCUACAUGUGUUGUGGGGUGGAGUCACCCUCCUGACACUGCUAUUUAGCGCCACUGUCAAGGCCACACCCAGUAAGAUUGGGUGCAUGGUGGCACCAAUGGAAUGGCAGCAGUGGAGCACGUUGGUGGACCCAACCACACUGCUGCCCUGGCUGCCAAGUCAUGUCCAGGCAAGCAACAGCUACAUGGGGCUCCUGCCUGGAUGCUGGCCCAUACUGCUGUACAACUAGGCUCAGCAAUCUUUCUCAUAAUUAGUCUAGCCCACAGCCAUUUCCUUCUCCAGUGAGAAGGAAGAAGCUGGAGAUCCUUUCUGCCAAUGCCUUAUCAUAAAUUCUUUGUUGUUUAUAUGUUUUAAAUAAUGCAGGGAGGGACCAGUGGCCCUUGACAGGUUGUUAGACUCCCAAUUCCCACCAGUCCCUCCCAAUAUGGCCAAUGGUCAGGGUAAUGGGAGUUGUUGUCCAAAACAUCAGGUUGUAGAGGGCUGAUUCAUUAUUUACAUCUUUCAUUGUGUCACUUGUGUGCAAACAUACCCAUGUGCUCUCUCCCAAAUUAGUGUAUACCUAAACCCUGCACAUGUCCUCUUGCUUUGUAAUGUUUUUUUGAAAGAGGUCUCAGCAUGAAGAAAGGAGUCACUAGAAUAAGAAUACACAGAAUGCAACUUUUCAAAGAACUUUUCAAAGAAGCUGCUGUAAGUGAGAUGUGUGUGUGUGUGUGUGUGUAGGUAGAGUGAAAGAGAAUCAUUUCAGUCUAGGAGCAAACAAACCACUCAUAUUCUUUUUCUCCUGAAUUUCCUGUCUUCCCCCACUAUGAAAUCACAGAGCCUUGCUUCAUAUUAAUAACGUCUGUUCCUAUCAGACAGGAAACACAGCAGGAAAUGCAGCUAUAUAUUUACUAGCAGCUCUCCUUGAACAUUUCUCCCUGUUCUGUGAUUCUGUUUUCUUGAAGAAGAAGAAGAAGAGGAGGAGGAGUAGUAGUUUGGAUUUGAUAUCUCACUUUAUCACUACCCGAAGGAGUCUCAAAGCGGCUAACAUUCUCCUUUCCCUUCCUUCCCCACAACAGACACCCUGUGAGGUAGGUGGGGCUGAGAGACGUCAGGGAAGUGUGACUAGUCCAAGGUCACUCAGCAGCUGCAUGUGGAGGAGUGGAGACGCGAACCCGGUUUCCCAGAUUAGGAGUCUACCGCUCUUAACCACUACACCACACUGGCUUGCACACAGUAUGAAUACAACUAAUUUAGUUAAUGGGUGACACUACCGGUAUUACUAAACCUAGUACACCAGUUUAGUCUUCAGUGAUACCAAUCUCUGUACUUACAUUAGUCAGAUGUCUAAACUUUUGAGAAUAAGUUCUGCAACAUGUAGGAGCCACAAAUAUAUUCACCAGGGCUGGGAUCCAAGGAACCAAUCGUGAUAGUUUUGCAUGAAGUAUAAGGCAUACUGAGUUUCAAAAGCAUUCUGUGUUGUGCUGUGGAGGGGAUCUGUCAUUCAAAUGGGAGGAAAGUCAAAAUUCAUACAAGCUGACGUGUAGAUUUUUGAUGUGUCUUAAGUUGCUCUUGGAUCCCACAGCAUUUAUCAGUCUAAUUUAGGCAUCCCCAAACUUUGGCCCUCCAGAUGUUUUGGACUACAAUUCCCAUCUGGUCCUGUUAGCUAGGGGUCAUGGGAGUUGUAGGCCAAAACAUCUGGAGGGCUGCAGUUUGGGGAUGCCUGAUCUAAUUCAUUUUUAAAUGCAUUAGUAGCCAUCACAGCUCCCUUUGGUGCAAAAUUCAUUAGGUUGGUUGUAAAUUGUGCAAUGAAAUACUUCCUUAUUAAGGAAGUAGAUCUCAUCCACUCCUUGUUUUAGUUUUUCUCUGUAUGUUUUUCAGCCCUCUUUGAAAUUCUUCUGAACUGGGGUGUCCAGAAUUGCUGACAAUAGACUGAUCUUGCAUUUCCCUUUCCCUUUCCUAAUAAUCCCUGGCACAGCAUUUGUGGUUUUUUGCUGAGCUAACUCUUUGCAUUAGUAUGGUUGCCCAUUAAUUGCAUUUUAAUCAAGAUUUGGUGCUGAAGCAGAAGGAAACUCCCCCCUUCACCUUCACCCCAUCCCAACAAGAUCCAGCGUGAGACUCACUCUGGUAUGGCUCCCUCUAUAUUAGACCAAUUCUGAAUGUCAAUUCAGAAGCUACACCAGACUGAGAACCACAGCUCCCUCAUGAAUCACUUCUGGGGAGGGUUGCAUGCCAGUGGUGGUGGGCAGGGGUAGGUGAAAGCGGGCAGGACAAUACCUGUGUCUCUUGCCUUUGUAUGUGCAAACCUUGCAAAGGUUUGAUGUUUCAACACACCUCCACCCACCCACAUCUCUUAAUCCUCCAGCCAAGCAAAAGCACUCAAGGAGAGCACAGGGCUGCUGAGGGGUGGGACCUUAGAAAAAGAACUAUGGCCAGGGGAGAGUCUUGAGGGCCAAAUAGAGGUUUGGAGGGCCACAUUUGCCUUGCACCUGAGGUGUCCCAGCCUGAGCUCCUGCUUCUGUGUUCUGCCAGAAAUCAACACAGCUUUUCUAGCCUUUACCCGUUGUGGUACCUGCAACUCGGUGGCAUCUCCAGGAGUAGGUGAUUGGAGAUAUUCCUCUGCCUGAGACCUUGGAGAGCUAUGUCAGUCACAGCAGGUAGUGCUAAGAUAGGUGGACGAAUGGAUUGAUCUGGUAGGAAGGAGCUUCCUGUGUUCCUACAGUACCUUUUUAAAAGAGAGAAAUAGUCUUCUUUGUCAUGAACUUAUUUUUCUCCCCUGCCCAGCCUCCUAUUAUUUAGUCACAGCCCUGCUGUAAUAAAACGUUGUAUAUUGUAAAGAACAUGUGAUGUAUAGGUAUGUAUGUUGAUUUAAUAUUUUUUAAUAUAUGUACAUACAUGCAUUCAAGUUUCUGUGCUUAUGUUUGACUUUGACAAGCAAAAUAAUUUUAUAGACUAACACCCGCCUUGGCAGUGUAUAUAUCAGGGGCAUGAACUGGCCAAAGACAAGCUCUUGUAAGUCCCAUUGAUUUCAGUUAGCCACAUGUUUGAAUCAAUGAAACUUACAAGCGCUUUUACUUUGGCUGGUUGGUUCUUGGUAUUGUUUGAUGCAUAUUACCAUUUAUUUUUUGCAGUCUUGGAAUGCAAAUUUGCCCUUGAAACUCUGGUGGUGCAAAGACGUUAGUGGCAUUGUGCCAUUAUUGUUUUAGCUGCAAAAAAGAAAGCUCCUCAUAGAUAAGCAGUAUCUUUCGACAUGAACACAUCAUUCUCCAUACAUUUUGGUAAACAAUGAAGAAACAGGCUAUUAAAAAGUAUCAGUUGUGUUCCAACCAAGUAAGAAAAACCUAUGACUCUAGAAUGUUAUACCCCCCCCCCUUAUUUGAUGCAACAUGUACAUUCUAAUUAAUGUUUUGUAUAGCUCAGAAAGUAGCUUCUGUGUAGUAUAUGGGAAAAUAUCUGUCUCUUAGGUCCUUUAAGUUGUUUCUUCCCAGGUAGCUGACGCUGUUCUGGUAAUGUUCUUACAGCUAGAAAUUGCUUGUUAGUGCUUUUCUCAGUGGUCUUUGACCAGACAGGAACAGAGCCAUUGCCAAGUUGCCUUUCAGUUAACUGUUACCUUUCCUAACAACCCCGUCCAGUAUAUCAGUGUUGCAUGUUGGCAGUCCUACUGUUGCUUAUUGGAAACACACCCAGGCAGAACAGGGGUUAAAGCGAGUUUAUUAUUUCAAACUCUGACAUUCAUUGCACAUGUCCUUUCCCUUAUGCAAGUCACUUUAGGCUGCCUGUGUACCAAGGACAGAGUGGGUGUGCUUAACUGCUGAAGUAAGGGAGUCAGCAGCAGUUUUUCCUUCUUUCUCCCACAUGAAUAAACAAGGCCCUAUGGACUAAAGUUCAAAUGAAGAAUCUACCCCUUUGGCAUAAUGCAUGUAGGGGGUGAUUCAGAUUGGUGGGUGAGGGGAGUUUCUGCAUUCUCUAUGCAAUAUGAAAGGUAGAACAUGAAUUUCCAAGGACUUAGCACUUUGAACCAAGGAUGUGUGAUUGGUUACUCUCCAGAGCUGAGUUUUGUUGCAUCUUGCUGUGUCCUGAACAACUUCAGGGCUGAUGUCGUAGCAAAUAGUUCAAAAAACUGAUUCUUUGAAACUAGAGGCUUUUAUUGAAAGGUGCUUUCUGUGAUACUGGCACCCAGAGCAGGCCUUCCCAAAUUAUGGACUGGAAGCUUUCCGUCCAGACCAGUAAGUUCUGAUACCCAUGUUCCUCAGUUGCCUGGCAGGCCUCCUGUUUAUUCUUUUGCAACAUGGUCAUUAGCAGAAAGCAUAGUUCUUAGUGCUGCUGUUCAAGCAGCUGACAGCUAUGUGAAUUGGCUCAGAGACAGAAAAGUCACCUGCUAACUGGAAAGCUGCUAACGUGGCACAAGAAGUUUAGAGGAAGCUCCCUGGCUCAUUAAUGCAGUGGGUAUAGAAUAUGAUUAUCAAAUGCAAACAUGCUGCUUUCACACAAGAGGAAGGUUUUAACCGCAGCAACGGAUAUUUCACAACAGGUUCAGACCUCCAAUUUCAGUGCUAUGAAACAUUUUUAAAAUGCUUUUAAAAGUUUGCAGUCCAUUCCCCCCCCCCAAGCCCGCAGCAGUUAACAUUAUGGCACAAAUGUUCUGGUUUGUUUUUGUCCCACUUUUGUUGCCCUGUAGUCCCUCUGGACAGCAGUCAUGUGGUAGUGUUGGGAAAGCAUUCAACUGCAGAACAAAUGCACAACAAAUCCACUAUUACUGUGUCAAGGACAAGUUGCACAAUACGCUUGCAAUAAAGAACCAAUAUGAGGGGUGCUUUGUUUUAAAUUUGAUACCAAUGCACAAGUAAAACCUACAUUGGCUUGAAUGCAUACUUCUCUCCUCCCCCCCCCUUUCCAAAUUUUCUCCCAUAUUAACACAUCAUAUAUUAAAGAAACAGCACUAGCAGGCUUUGUCUCACCCAGAAGUAGUGCCAAAUAAAAUGGACUUGUAGGCAUCUAGGUCAUAUAUCAGGUCUAGCCAAAGGUCUACCCAAGGAAUCAAUAAAUGUUUAAAGUUUAGCUUUAAGGUGAUGUCUGACACUUCUGGGUCCUGUGCGUGUAUGGCUUUAGCAUUGGACCACAAGCUAGAACUGAGCUGUGCCUGCAACUGGUGUUAUCCCACUAGGGGAAUGGGUUCCUGAAUGAUGCCUCAAGUUUUAGUAGUGCCAUAACAGGAUCAGAUCCUCAUUGAUUCAUAUUCUGCCAAGAUUCCAUGGCUGUAAGUGCCAAUGCUCAUGUCGGCACUGCGUUUACAUGACUUGCAAGUACCCGUUCUAGCCAUGAUGGUAUUAACGCCGUGUUUUCAUUACCUCUUUCCUUGUCGGAAGAUGUCAGUUGCUCUGUGGUGAACAGAUAUGCCUCUCACAUUUUCCACGGAGCCUGUAUUAUUUCCUUGGACAAAAGGCCAGUGAUUUCGCUGCAAGUGCAGGAACUAACUAGGCAUGAAAGCAAAACAGUGCCACUGGCUGUUGUGUGCAUAAAGAUUUGCACUCCCCAAAAGGAAAAGCCAUGCUAAUAUGUACAUAUUCCUAUAUAUAACUUUACUAGCAGCUCAAGUCUUUCUACAUCAGCAAAUGCUUGGAAUUAGGGGAGGCAGUAGGUUGAUUAUUUAAUUUGUGCACCCUACAUCAUGGUAAGCUAUUUCAAAGCCAUGAUUAUAGAUAAACACUGGAGUGUUAAAUGGGUGCUUUGAAAUACUUUUCUAGGGUUAAUUACAAGGCUACUUUCCUGUACAGUACUGAUAACUCUAAAUCGUCUACAGGGAUAGGUGGAGGCAAGUCUCUGAAUGUCAGAACAGCACCACGCACACAGCAAAGGUUGUAUACAUGGUUCUCUCUCUCCCUGUUUUAUCCUCACAACAACUCUGUGAAGUAGGCUACUCUGAGGAGGCUGACUGACCCAAGGUCACCCAGGGAGCUUCAUGGAAGAGUGAGGAUUUGAACCCUUGUCUCCCAGGUCCUAAUCCAACUGCUGCAGCACACUGCAGCACUCCACUAAUUUGUGUGUGUGCUGUAUGUCUAAUAAGCACUGGUCAAAGUACUGUGGAAUUGGAGCUUGGCAAUAGUUCCUUCCACCUUAGACUUCUGCUUUGCAAGAUCGCCUCCCUGUAUUUCUGGUUUUAUGACUUGUGUAUAUAUAUGUGUGUGUGUGCUUACAUGUCUGUACAUUAACCAAACCUCACUUUCAGAUUUCUGGAUUUUUCAUUCCAAAUGCAGCUGGUACAAUUGUGAACUCAUCUUUCUGGUAUGCUCCUCUGUGUCAGAUUACCUACUGCCAAAAAAAUGUUAAGCCAAGUGUGUUUUUAUAAAGCCCCCUGGGAAAAGCUGUUUGUAUACUUGUGAAAGGGCAUGUUCUGUGUAGGAUGAUGAUGUACAGUGUAAAUCUAUAAAAUGUGGAAGUGUGUAUACAUUUAUUAUCUGCCAGAUAUCUAUUAGUCAUGUAAUAAAAGCAAAGAUAUUUAACGUACAUCAGAUCGAAAAAAGGAGCUCCAUUAUAUUCAAAUAAAGAAGCUUUCUCUGAAAUGAGGUUCU
Zootoca vivipara (common lizard) is the source of this 13583-nucleotide messenger RNA. It is a transcript of the gene SV2C, whose product is annotated as synaptic vesicle glycoprotein 2C. The record is from RefSeq and is a predicted model, not a curated record. Gene Ontology annotation, cellular component: synaptic vesicle membrane. NCBI's taxonomy places the organism in Eukaryota, Metazoa, Chordata, Lepidosauria, Squamata, Lacertidae. Gene Ontology annotation, biological process: transmembrane transport; chemical synaptic transmission. Gene Ontology annotation, molecular function: transmembrane transporter activity.